Messenger RNA from Schistocerca piceifrons (Central American locust), 7186 nucleotides. RefSeq lists its product as uncharacterized. Lineage: Eukaryota; Metazoa; Arthropoda; Insecta; Orthoptera; Acrididae. The record is from RefSeq and is a predicted model, not a curated record. Gene Ontology annotation, biological process: protein dephosphorylation; negative regulation of protein kinase activity. Gene Ontology annotation, molecular function: cation binding; protein serine/threonine phosphatase activity.
AGGUGUUGUGUGUGGUUCUUGUUGUGAAGCAAGCAAUACUGUCAAGUAUUAGCAAUGCUGCAGCUUUGAGAUUCGUCACUUUCUGUACACCAUUACCUCAAGUGCAGGCUUUGAAGUAUCUGUCUUGCCGUCGAAACUUUGUUCUGGUUCUUUAGUGUUAUGCCAUGGCAGACAGCGACGAUUAUCUGUCUGUUUACAAAAAGUUCUUCGAUGAUUUCGCGGCUACCGUGAAUCCAGACGACCAGUUGCCCGUUAGAGUUGCUGGAUAUUUUCUGCGUGAAGAUGAAAUUGUCGGAGAAAUUGUUGACUGGACUCUACAGUACCUGAAUCAGAAGAACUGCCCCGCCGGACUGACUGCGCCCAUCGCGCGCCAGGUGCUGGACGAGGUCAGAGCAGCCAGCAAGAAGGACCCAGACUCAUGCGGCUUCGUCCACAGCAAGCACGCGUACGACCCGCUGCGGCUGAUGCACGCCGUGGUGCGGGUGGUGAACGAGGUGUGCGGCCGCUACUGCGACAACGGGCGCGUGCUGCAGCUGCCGCGGCCCAGGCCCGGUCCGCCCAUCUCCACCUGCGCCAUCCGCAACUCGCGCCGCCUCAUGGAGGACCGACACGUCAUUGUGCACGACCUGCACGCCGUCUUCGGCAUUCCGGAUCCCAGUCCAGCCAGCUACUAUGCUGUAUUUGAUGGACAUGCAGGGACCGAUGCUGCUAUUUAUGGAGUAAGCCAUCUGCAUCAGUUCCUGGCAGAAAGUCCAUUCUACCCAAAGGAUCCUGUCCGGGCCUUGAAAGAUGCUUUUCGGCGCACAGACCAACUUUUCAUUGAAAAAUCACAUAUUGAGAAUCUACGCAGUGGCACAACAGUGGUAUGUGCACUGAUUCGGCCUGAAGAAAAGAAGCUUUAUGUAGCAUGGCUGGGUGAUUCUCAGGCAUUAUUGGUUCGUCGAGAGAGGAUGAUGCUUUUGGUGAAUCCUCAUAAACCAGACAGACCGGAUGAACGAGAACGUAUUGAGAAAAUGGGUGGUUGUGUGAUGUACUUUGGAACAUGGCGAGUGAAUGGUCAGCUUGCAGUUUCCAGAGCUAUUGGGGACUCUGAGUAUAAGCCGUACGUGUGCGCGGAGCCAGACGUGACGGAGUUGAGCCUGGACGGCACCGAGGACUUCCUGGUGCUGGCCUGCGACGGCCUCUGGGACUUCGUCACCGAGCAGCAGGUCGCCGCCGCCGUCUACCUGCACCUCCACGAGCAUCCAGACGACGUGAGCGGACUGAGCGAGCAGCUGGUGUGCCUCUCCAAGGAGCAGGGCUCUACGGACAAUAUCAGCGUGAUCGUGGCGCUGCUGCGACCGGCACGAGACAUGGAUAUGGGCGGGGGUGCGCUGCUGCAUCCGCCGGAGAGCCUCCGCGGACACGAGCGGCGCGACCAGCAGCACCACCACCAGCACGAGCACGACCAGGACGACGACCUGGGCCCCGAGACGAGCGUCGACGACGGCGAGCUGCAGCGGCAGAGCUGUCCGACCUGGACCCGGCCGCAGAGCCGCGCCAGGAGGCCCACGCCGCCCGCCGCUUCUCUCCUGCCAGGGCAGUGUGAACCUGACAAUGUAGCAGACAGUGGCGAAGAUUCUGAAGACGAGUGGAACUAUUACAAAAUUGAACCUACAGAAAAAGCUGUUAAUGUGGAAUCUCUUGUGCAGACUAAACAACCAGUUUGCCCAGAAUCCACGCAGUUGAAUCUCGAAGAAAAACCUGAAGAUAUAUUUGACAUGGAAUCCAGACUUAAUCCUGAUGCAAAAGAAUUUGUACCAUCGCCGACACAUUCAAAGCCUUCAUUUGAGGAUACAAUUAUUUCUCACUCACCAUCAGGAAAAAUAUUGCCAUUUGAUAAUGUAGAAGUUCCUAGUAUGGCGCAGUUCCAGCAAGAGGUACGUCUGCGCCCAGGAGAGGUAUCAGAAGAGGAUGCUCUAUCAAACAGUGCGUACUUACCAGACGUUCAGUCAGAUAUUCUUAAUGGUGGCAGUGUUAUGGAUGAUAUUAUAAAAAAGAAAUAUGGAGAGUCAGAAUUUAAAUUAACUGAACAAAAUCUGGCUGCCUUUACCAGUAUCAAUCCAUUUGAGGUUUCUGAAGUGUCAUCAACAAAAGCAGUAUACGGUGACGAAUCGGCUGCUAGCUUCACGACAUCUACCUCUGACAUCUUGCAGAAAAAUUUGGGUACAAGUGCUUCUAAUGUGGAAGGGUCUUUUGUGGAAACUGAUUUUGUGGCUUCAGAAACAUCAAGUGUUAAGCAGUCUGAGGAUUUUCUUGGAUUUGAAGCUUCAAGGGAAUUUACAGAAUUCAAAAAGGGGCUGGAUGAUUCGUUGCCUACGGACUUCUCACCAGCUAAGGAAACUGGUGCAAUAUCAUUUGAACUUCAGAAAGAUAUUGCUCCAACAAUGGAAGAAUGUCCAGAAAGGGUGAAACUAACUGAUGACUUGAUCAAUCCUUUCAGCCACGAGCAACCAAUAGCAGAAAUGCCAAUGGAAGAGAGUGAGCAAAUUACAGAGAAUGAGCGAACUGAUCUGCUUAAUGAAUCCUUUGAACAUGGACCUGAUUUUACACUGGAGGAAUAUGAGUUAAGUUCACCUCUUAACCCAUGUGCUCCUGUUUUUGAUUAUAAAAACAUGGAGGAUAAUACAGAUGUCCCUAAAGCAGGUGAAGCAAAUGAAAAUGUGGAUAUUGUGGAGCAGAAGCCUACUGAAGUUUCAUCAGAUCUUGCAUCUGGUGCUCCUAUUUCUCAAGUAAUUUCUUCAGAAUCGCCGAUCGAACUACUAGAUACGGUGAAAACAGAGCUGACAGAGUUAGAUAAAGAUACACUUUCCUCUGAGCAUGAGAGAGCUUUGUUGGCUGAAGCUGAUAGUGAACUAGCAGAGAGUAGGUCCUGUGAGCAAUUGGAAGAGUACUUAAGCAAAGGCAGUCAGAAUGAAAAAUCUGAAAAAGAUCUAUUUUUGCAGUACUCAGAUGAAAGUUCGAAUUUCAAUCAGCCAUCAACGGAAAUUGCAGAGAAACCUAAUUUUAUGGAGAAAUCAGUUAAGUUGGAAGAAGAAAUUCAUGAGAAGCAAAGUGAUCACAUGGUAGAUACAGAAUUCUUGGAUGAAGCGCAUGAAACACGUUCAGAUCUCAUGAAAGAAUUUGAGAACAGAACAAUGGAGCUUAAUGAACCAUUUAGCACUGAAGGUGAAGUUCUUCAAAACCCCAAUCUGGAUCCCCUGGAGGAGCUUCGGAAGGACGCUGCAGAGCCCCUGGAGGAGCUUCGGAAGGACGCUGCAGAGCCCCUGGAGGAGCUUCGGAAGGACGCUGCAGAGCCCCUGGAGGAGCUUCGGAAGGACGCUGCAGAGCCCCUGGAGGAGCUUCGGAAGGACGCUGCAGAGCCCCUGGAGGAGCUUCGGAAGGACGCUGCAGAGCCCCUGGAGGAGCUUCGGAAGGACGCUGCAGAGCCCCUGGAGGAGCUUCGGAAGGACGCUGCAGAGCCCCUGGAGGAGCUUCGGAAGGACGCUGCAGAGCCCCUGGAGGAGCUUCGGAAGGACGCUGCAGAGCCCCUGGAGGAGCUUCGGAAGGACGCUGCAGAGCCCCUGGAGGAGCUUCGGAAGGACGCUGCAGAGCCCCUGGAGGAGCUUCGGAAGGACGCUGCAGAGCCCCUGGAGGAGCUUCGGAAGGACGCUGCAGAGCCCCUGGAGGAGCUUCGGAAGGACGCUGCAGAGCCCCUGGAGGAGCUUCGGAAGGACGCUGCAGAGCCCCUGGAGGAGCUUCGGAAGGACGCUGCAGAGCCCCUGGAGGAGCUUCGGAAGGACGCUGCAGAGCCCGCCAAGGUUGUGGAUGAGCUGCAUGGAGAAGACCAUGAUCUGAUGGAAGAUGUUAAUGAGGCAGGAGAUACAAAAGUGGAGAAGUUGGACACAAUUACAGGUUUAACUGAUAUUCGUGAUAUUGAGACAGCUUCAUUCCAAAAAGACACAAUGAAACUAAAUGGAGUUGAGUCACCAGAAUUAAACAAUGAAAUGCAUACUGUACAGAAUAUAACACUAGAAAAUAGGUUAUCAUUUGAGACAACUUCUCCUCCAUCUGAAGCAGUUCAGAACCAAGAGCCUUCACCAUCUGCAGAGCAAACAAUUGGUGAUACCUGUGUGCCUGAUCUUCAUGGUGUACCAGAAGCACUGCGGGUGUGUGUGUAUCCCAUGCCUGUUGAACAAAGUAGUAUGAAAGAUGAUGUUGAAUUAAUUUCUCCUUCAUUUGAGAGUCAAGAAGAAAAACGAGAAGCUUUGGAGAUAGACAACAUUCAUGGAACAGAUUUUUCCACAGUGUUGAAGCUAGAAUCACUUUCAGGAGAACAAAGAGAUAUGGUUGAAACAAUGUUAAAUGAAGUAAGUAAUAAAACUGAAUUGGAAGAACUAAAUGAUCUGACAAGUAAUGCUGACAAAGAUGUUGUAGUUUUGGAGGAACUACAGUCUCAACUCAACUAUGUUGGUAUUGAAACUGAAAUUGCAGAGAAGACUGAGGAAACUGGUGAAAAGACAUUUGAAAAGAAAGAUAUUUCUAUUGUUGAACAGACGACAGAAAAGCUUGAAGCCCGAGAUGAAAAAGCUGUUAGUGAUGAAACUUUGAAACUCUCUGAUGCGGACUUCUCUGAUAAAAAUAUUUCAGGUACAGCUGCUGAGAAGGGUGAGCCUGAUAAAGAGGCCCACAAAGCAGGAGAUGGGGAGGAUGAAGUACUAAUGAUUACAAAGACACCACCUCCAACACCAACCCCAGCAUCGCAGACUGAACUUAAUAAGGAUGCAUCGGAGAUGAAGGCAGAAUCAACAGUGUCUGCUGUAGCUGUUGCUUCAGCAGCUGUGGCAGGUGCAGCAGCUACAACUACUGCUAUAACCUCAAGGAAAGAACCAGCUCUGAAAAAGCAGACACCACUCUCUAAAGAUGUGAAAAAGACACUUGUAGCCAAAGAUUCAGACAAGGUGAAACCCAGUACUAAAGCUCCUGUCAAACAGUCUCCAGGGACUGCAAAAGCUCCAACAAAGACAUCACCGACUUCACCAACAAAGGCAUCAGUACCAUCGACACCUCGCACGUCUACUCCAAAGAGAACUCAAGUUGCUCCUCCUGCAGCAAAGACUACAGCAAAAACUACUACUACUACAACAACCACAAGUGCAAAGUCCUUGUCAAGACCAGCUUCAAAUGUACCAAGUAAGCCAACUUCUCUUUCUACCCAAAAACAAUCUUCAACAACAGGAAAAGUCCCUACAUCUUCCAUUGCACCUAAACCUAGUUUGAAGACUGCUUUGUCAUCGACAACCAAACCAUCACAAACAGUAAGAGCAGCAAGUGCACCAAAGCCGCGGGUCCCAAGUGCAACUACCACAACGGCAACAAAGAAUCCGUUAGCCAAUGGUGAUGUAAAAAGUGCAGAAGUAAAGAAGACUUCUGUUGCCACAUCAAAAAUUGCACCAAGGACACAUACUGCACCAUCACGAACCACAACUGUCUCGAAAUCUGCUGGAACCACUACUGCUGCAAGUGUACCUAAAACUGGUGUUCAAGCAAAGACUUCAUUGACUAUGCGUCCUGGUAUGACAAAUGGUAUUGCUCAAAAGCCAAGGGUUACGUCAAGCACUACUCAGUCUCCAAGAUCUGCCACUAAUCAUCAGACAGCUACAGAAAAGCAGCACAAAGAGACAGCAAACAAACACAUUUCGUCACGUCGUAUAGGCACAGCUCCAUCAAAGACAUCACCUGCAAAAGUAGGAGUAAAGAAAUCGCCGCAAACUGCAAAAGGAGGAAAGACACCACCUACAGCCAAUGGAUCUCCACUCAUCAGUACAGGAAUGGGAGAAGAGAAGAAAAAAGACCCACUUUUGUGAAAGUAGUGGGUUUGGAAUGAAGGUGCUGCAGUUUUGGGCCUUUGUUGUAAAGCUUUUAACAUGUAUGUAAUUGUGUUGUUAAACCGUAAAAAAAAAGUAUCUUCGUAUAGUUCUGAGAAACUUCACACGUAUAUCUCAAUGUUCCAAAAGAUAUGGAUACUAUUCGUGUGGUGAACUAAAAAACUUGAAACUAUUUUUCCAGAUGUAGCAUAUUAUGUAUCAAUAUCCAAUAGCUUCUGAAGUUGUUUGCUUAUUUGGCCGAAGUGUUUCUAAAUUUUUGUUGCUGUGCUAAUUUUUCUCUUUGUGUCUCUGUGAAGAUAUAGUAACAAUAGCAAUUGGUCAGUUAUUGGGAAAUUUUGAGCCUAAUCGCUCAAAGUUUGCUGUCGUUGCUAUUAAAUAUUUGAAUGUUGGUUGGCUUUUCUUACAAACUGCACAUGUGAGUUUGUUUUAAAGACUGUAAAUUUGUGUGCAAAAUGCCUGAAAGGGAGAGCAAAUAUUUGAUAUAAAAGGCUGAACAAAACUUUUUCCAGGUAUGCUUCGGCAAACAUAUUGUCUGGUGGGUACCUUGUUUACUUGGUGUCAUCACUGACACUGCAUUCUUAAUAUGCACAAUGUGAUAAUUCUGUGUUUUUUGUAAUGCCACAAUUUUAAUUUAUAUUUAUGAUGCUUUUUAUUGAUGGCAUUUCUCCUUUGUGCUAAUAGAGUUGUACUUAAAUUUGUUGUUUUAUUUAGAAUUUUCGGGUGUCUGUGUACUAGACUUUAAAUUAUUUUAAGUAAAAUGCAAGAUAUUUUAAGUCAUAGCUGUACUGAUUCUAAAUUAUGGCUACUUUUACAUUACUGUCUUGGUUUGUUAAAGUGUAAUGUAAAGCAUUCUGUGAUGUUUAAUAGAGCAUCCUGCUGCAUGGUAACGAGGAGUCUAUCUUUGUUUUAAAUUGUAGCAUCUGUUGAUACUGCAUAUGUUUGUCAUUUAUUGAUGAGAAUAUGUUUGAAUAGCUGAUGCUGCACUAUAAUUUAUUCAGUGCAGGUGAGUUUGUGGACUGAUAUUGUUAAUAAGUAUUUCAUAUUGCGAGAAAAUGGCUACUUGUGACAGCUAAGCUUUGAUAUCCCAGAUUUAUACAUUGCAUUACUGUGGCUUGAGGGCCACUGGGUUAUUUAUGGCAACUGGUGAUUAAAUCGUUACUCGUGCAGUGAUAGCUGGUUGUAGAUCCUCAUAUUAUCUCUGUACAAGACUUUUAUAUGUGGCAAUAUUUCUCUACAAAUGCAAAAUUUAAUAUAAUGUAAUAAAGUUUUUAUAAAAAUUA